Fusarium redolens is the source of this 1052-nucleotide messenger RNA. RefSeq lists its product as uncharacterized. The coding region runs from base 350 to 874 and encodes 174 amino acids. The record is from RefSeq and is a predicted model, not a curated record. Lineage: Eukaryota; Fungi; Ascomycota; Sordariomycetes; Hypocreales; Nectriaceae. The transcript has 2 exons.
GUCAACCGAAUGCUUCAGUCUACUCGGACAGUCUUCCAAUCUCCAGCAUGACCGGAUCUUCAGCAUCGCCUGGUUGAAGGUGCGAUUUAGAAGUGCAAAGAUAGUGUAGUAGCCGAUUGAGUAAUUCUCCAUAAUGGGCUGUGUCGUCUCCAAAGUGGACCUUAUGCAGAGUACACAACAUGCUCUACACUCUCGGGGACCUGUCUCAUGCAAGCAUUUUUGAAGCUUGGCAUGAUGCUAAGUCGGCCGCUUCAUCUCGGUCUAUUCCUUCCGCUGAAUCGAGAGCAAGAAAAGAGCAAAACACGAUAGAGGUCUAGACGGCUAUAAAAGGCCGUUGAGAACACAUGAGAUGUUAGUUUUCUUCGUUCUUCCGCCCGACACCAGCUCCAUUCACCUAGCACUUUUAGUCAUUACUCCGAAAACCUCUAUUAGAAUCUCGAUCAUGCACCUCCCAAGUCUCGCCAUGAUCCUCACCCUCGCGGCCACCACAGCAGAGGCCGCAAAGAUCAACCUCGAGAUCGGCUACUUUUCAACCAUUGUCCCUCCUAUCGGCGGCAACAUCCCCGGUAUUGGUUGUGGUCCUUGGGCCCUUGCCACAGGAGCUGAUGGCUCUUCCAAGAGUCCUACUGGGAUGAGUGGCGGAGAUGAGUGCCCCAACGCACAGCUGAAGAACUUCUGUCAGAGGUUCGGAUGUCCUCAGACGCUGAGAUUUGGCAACACGCUUGCUUUCCAGAUUCAAUCUGGUAGUGGACAGAAUCUUAGGGUUCAAGGGAGUGUGCUCAAUGGAAAAUCACAGACUUUGACUUGCGGGCCAUCUUUCCUUACUCACUCUGGGAACAAGUACCGUACUAAUAUCUGUUACUUUGAUCUUUGACUACGAGGCUUUGAAUGGCGCUAGACUUGAGCAGCUUUGAAUGAAGACGGGAGACUGAUGCAUGGAAUUACACAUCCGUUGAAUUAAGACAGUUUUCAUACGAAGGGUUAUUUUUUUGUACUAUUAGCCCGGAAUCAAUAUCGUCUCGCGAAAUAGCUAUAUCCGAUACGUGGCCAAG